UAAAUGUGUAGUUGCCGUGUAGUUGCCAUGUAAUAAAUUGAGCAAAUAUAAACAUAAUACACUGAUAAAUUGGCGGUCAAUUGUUUGUUUAAUCUGUAACAGCAAUAUUUAUUGAGUAAAAAGCUCAUAAAUAGUUUAAUAAACAUUUGCAGGUACGUGCGUAUAGUAUAGCUUUCGUGGUUUGUAGUGAUCUAUGGUGCAAGGUGCAACAGACGCAGAAUCCAUCGCAUCGCAAAAGACGCUUCCCACGGCCGUCCGAAACCACUAAUUCCACAAAAAGAAAACCAACAAGAACUUAGUUGGGAGGGCGGGAGAUUUGAUUUAUCCGGUUCUUUGUAUGCUCCAAUACGAGCAGAUGUAAAACGGAUUGGAUUUUCGAUGCAAUGCCACCCAAACGUGGAAUCUCUCUAGCGACUCACAGUCGAUCCAAAUAUAAACGCCAGUCAUACUCCCAAAGUUCCAUGCACGAAGACAAGGAAAAUGAGCAACAAAAUGUAAAAUCUCCCGCAUAUAACUGGGACAUAGCCGGCUCCUCCGAUGAAGAUGAAAAUCAAUCGGACGGCGUGUUUUCGUUGUCGCCAUGCUUUGACGCAGUUGAGAAUUAUGAUGAAAUAGAAAAUCAGCCGGUGCUCUCGUUCGAUGAAUUGAAGUCGGAGGAUACGAAAUUUGAUUUUAGUAGUGAGUAUGCCAAUGAUGCAGAUGUCGUAUUGGAGGUCAGUAGUGCGGAAUAUGAAAAGACCAAGUCCAAAUUUGACGAGCUUGUAAAGAAGGUGCUUGCUUUGGAGCAGCGUAAGCGGGAGCUUGAAGAGGCGUCUAAAACAGGAACACCUAAUAGUGAGGAGCUUGAGAAUAUUAAAGCGCAAUUGCAGAGGGGAAACGAUCGUUUGAUUGCAAAUGGCGAUGUUCUAGACACUUUGCGAGUAAGUGAGGAGCAGACCGAUAAUUCCGAGCCUCAAGAGAACGUGAAGCCGCAAUGGGCCAAUCUGUUUUCGGGUCUGAAUCGCCAUCGGAACAAGGCUGGCGCCACUCCCGCUCAAUUCUAUCAGCAUAAGGCGAACAUUAUUUCCAGCCUAAAGACCAUCUACGAGCCAAAAGAGCCCACACCCACUGACGAUCAGUUUGCAGAGCAGUCUCCACUCCUGCUUGUGGACUUGCUUAAGCAUCAGAAGCGCGGUUUGAAAUGGAUGCAGUUCCGGGAACGUCAGGAAAUUUGCGGUGGAAUACUGGCAGACGACAUGGGGCUGGGGAAGACGCUUAGUAUGAUUUCCCUAAUCUUGGCCUCUCUGGAGACAAAGAAGCUCAAGAAAGAUAAAAAGCAGAAAGCUUUAGUAGCCAAAUGGGGUAAAGAACAUCAACGGAUGCCGGUUAAAAAAAUGCCCAAAUUUCAUAUUUUUGAUGAUGAGGACUAUGACGACCAGGAAGACCAGGCACAGGAAGAUAAGUAUGAACCACAUGCAAACCGGCCGAGUCCUAUUGAAGACGCCGAGAUAUCAGAAUCUGAAAUAGAAGACGAAGAAGAUGAACGUGGUCCAUACCCGUCCGCGGGCACUUUAGUGGUCUGCCCGCUGAGCGUGAUGUACCAGUGGGCCCAGGAAGUGGCUUCUAAAGUGGCACCAAAUACCCUCAAAGUUUUGACCUUUCAUGGUCCCAAUCGCCAUGACAUCAACUUGGAGGAAUUCAGAAGCAACGACAUAGUUAUAACCUCGUACCAUACCGUGGCCUCAGAGGUUGGUAAACUUGGCAAUAGUUCCCGCCUGCUGGCCGUCCAGUGGAACCGCCUAAUCCUGGACGAAGCUCACAUAAUAAGAAACGUUAGGACUAGCUGCUUCAAGUCCGUCUUUCUUCUACGCGCACAUUGCCGUUGGGCACUGACAGGGACACCUAUCCAGAACAGAGCCAUUGACGUCUUUGCGCUGCUGCGUUUCUUAAACGUACCGCACUUCAAGCAUCUGAAACAAUGGAAGAUGAUGCUGAACGGGUGCAUCCAUGGUCACUUUCGCCUUAGCUUCAUUAUUAAGCCUUUGAUGCUGCGCCGCACCAAGCAGGAGUUGCAGGCGUCCGGGGAUAUGCCCUUACUGCCUGUCUUAUCAGUCGAGCUGGUAUAUGUACAACUCUCGGAGCCUGAAAUGGCUGUCUACCAGAUUUUGUCGGCGAUUUCCCAAAGAAUCUUUACCCAGUUCUUAAUGCAACGCGAGAAAGGAAACAGCGACUUGAAUUACUAUUCUGUGCACGGCCAGCAGAAACCACAAUUCAUCACAAAGUCUAUUGAGGAAAAAUAUGCAAAAAUGUAUGAGCGAUUCCUUCGAUCGCUUGGGUACAAUCCACAAGAAAAGGUGAAGGGAAUCGUUAUUCUGGUGCUGCUUCUGCGCCUUCGUCAAUUUUGCUGCCAUCCCUGUCUAAUGGUUAAGAUGUUUUCGGACAUGGAUGGCUCCCGGUCCAUGGAUGAUCUGAGAUCAGAUUUCCGGCAAAUCGAAGGUCCGUUGCAGAUAGAUGCGCUGAAGGAGUUAGAAAAUUACGUAGCUGGUGAUUGCAGCUGCGACGUCAAGAACGAAGACCCGACUGAUCCGCGGGCUGAUUCUGCUGAAGUGGAAACUAAAAAUCCAGACCUGAAAGAGAAUAUCAAGAUGGACGACAUCGAAACCAGGCUGAAAAUUAAAGAGGAAAACAUAACGAAGGACGAAUCUGAAACCCAAGAAGAAAAUAAAGAAGUGAAAAUGAACAAAAAAGUGAAAGUGGAAAAUAUUAAAAAGGAAGAAUCCCAAAACACAGCAGAAACUAAAAAGGAAAAUAUUAAGAAGGAGAAAAAUGUUCUCAGCGACUUGACCGGAGCCAUGAAACUUCUAGAUAUUAACAAUCCUAUUUUUAAUACGAGUCAGCCGUCGACAAAACUGAAAAUCGUUAUUCAGAAACUACAGUCAAUACUCGAAGGAACGACAGACAAGGUAAUCGUCGUAUCCCAAUGGACCUCUUUUCUAGAUAUCAUUAGGGAGUAUUUGAAUGAACAUGACUGGCAGACGCUUGACUUUAAUGGCAAGAUGGAUGCCACGGAGCGCGAAGUGGUCCUCAAAGAUUUCAACGUAGUCCAGAACAGUAAGCGGAUUCUACUACUCUCUCUUACCUCUGGUGGGGUUGGUCUCAAUCUCAAUGUGGCUAACCACUUGCUGCUGGUGGACUUGCACUGGAACCCACAACUGGAGCGACAGGCGCAGGAUCGCAUCUACCGCUACGGCCAGCAAAAGCCCACCUUUAUUUACCGCUUCAUGUGUCAGGACACCGUGGAGCAGCGUAUCAAGGCAUUGCAGGACUACAAGUUGGAGAUUGCCAAUGUCGUGCUCCAGCCAGACCAAAGCGCAUCAUCUGCGGGUGGAGGUCUAAACAUGGAGGACUUGAAGAAGCUAUUUCUAAUGUGAGCUAUGCCCAUACCGUCACUUCUCGGCUAGAAAAGCUAAGAAUUGUUUUAAUAUUAUCUUUCCAUUAACAUUCCAUGUUAUAUUUCUAAGAAACGACCACAGGCUUUAUUUAACACUACCUCAUACGUAUGUAUAAUUAAUAUCGUACAGUCUGUUCUGUACGUGUUCGAAUCUUAAUUUAAUUUGAAAACCACAUAUCUAUUAUAAUCAUAUUAAUAGUAAAACAUAUGUAUUAGUUGCUUCUUUUUGGUAAUCAUCGAAAGGAACAGGAACAGAGUAGGAAUAUAUUGUUGAAGCCAAA
Messenger RNA from Drosophila pseudoobscura, 3711 nucleotides. Its product is annotated as transcription termination factor 2. Gene Ontology annotation, molecular function: ATP binding; ATP-dependent chromatin remodeler activity. The record is from RefSeq and is a predicted model, not a curated record. The coding region runs from base 384 to 3410 and encodes 1008 amino acids. The transcript is spliced from 5 exons. Gene Ontology annotation, cellular component: nucleus. Gene Ontology annotation, biological process: DNA repair. NCBI's taxonomy places the organism in Eukaryota, Metazoa, Arthropoda, Insecta, Diptera, Drosophilidae.